Telopea speciosissima is the source of this 1293-nucleotide messenger RNA. Its product is annotated as F-box protein At3g07870-like. The transcript is spliced from 2 exons. The record is from RefSeq and is a predicted model, not a curated record. The coding region runs from base 1 to 1293 and encodes 430 amino acids. Gene Ontology annotation, molecular function: protein binding. NCBI's taxonomy places the organism in Eukaryota, Viridiplantae, Streptophyta, Magnoliopsida, Proteales, Proteaceae.
AUGGAGGCGGUGGAGGAGAAGAUGAUUAAGAGACAUUCUCCAAAUCUGAUAGGCCAUGAUCGGCUGUUUCAGUUAGAAGAUGUUUUGAUUAACGUUCUCUCGUGGCUACCAGUGAAGACCCUCUUUAGAUUUAGGUGCGUAUGUAAACGAUGGCGUUAUCUGAUCUCUAAUGAUCCUUAUUUCUUGCGACUUCACUCUCAGCAUUCCAAAUCCAAACAACCUCUUCUCUUAUUCUCAUCAACUCCAGCUGAUUCAAGGGACUCCAUUUCCCUAAAAUCCAUAGACAGAGAAAAGAAUCCCAUAAGCAGAUUUGAGGUCAAGUUUGAGAAUAGUUAUAACAUUCUGUUACCUACUCGUUUCGAUCUGGUUUGCAUUUAUGACGAUGCGAAUGUUCAUAUUUGUAAUCCCAGUACACAUGAAUUCAUAACAUUGCCAAAACCUCCUCCCGCCUGUUACCCUUCUGUGGGUUUCGGAUAUGUUCAGUCAACUGGCCAGUACAAAGUAGUUCGUUUGUCUGUCCCUGAUUAUGGCCUUGUCGAUGAAGAUGAUGAAAUACUCAGUGAUGAUGAGGCUGCUUUAUUCAGGACGAAAUGUCAAGUGUUUACCUUGGGAGUGGAAAGAAGGGGCUCUAGUUCUUGCUCUUGUUGUUCUUGUGUUUGGAGAGACGUGGAAGAUUCUCCAUAUGAUGUCCGCUUUGUAACUCGUCCAGCUUUUGUUAAAGGAGCCAUCCACUGGCUGGUCGAUUAUCAUCCUAUGAUUGACGCUCAGGUCUACCAUGGGCAUAUGAUCGACCCUAAUUAUACGAUCAUCGCGUUUGAUGUUGAGUGCGAAGAAUUCAGAUUAGUCCCACAUCCUGAAGGUGGUUGUCCUGAUCCUAGGUCUUUACAAUCUACUGCAUUUCAAUUGGUGGAGUUGAGAGGGUUGCUAUGCCUUUCACAUUUUAAAGGUUCCAAAAUGGAUAUAUGGAUGUUCAAAGACUACUACUACGAGAGUGGUAAUGAUCGUCGUAUCAGUGGUACCUGGGUGAAAGAAUACAGUAUUGAUCUGAACGUCUUGUACCGUCGCUACCGAAUGGGGAAAUGCUUUAGUCACUAUUAUACACCUAGAGACAUAGAGGACACAAAGGUACUAAUUGAGACACAUUUGAAAGGAUUAGGCUAUUACGAUCUCCAAAGCACAAGUUUCAAGGGAUUAAUGCAUAGUAGAGAAAUGCCAAAGCUACAGUUUAGUUUCUACGUGGAGAGUUUGCGCCCAUUGAAACAAUUAGCACAGAAUUGCAUUUCUUAUGAAUAA